CCACGUAGUCUGCUUACCGUCAGUUUGUGAAGUAUUUGGACUGCUUUUCUCCAUCACGUAUGUCCUCUGGCUCACAUACUACAAUCCGGCCUAAGAAGAACUGCGACUUCUUCUCUGUCACCAGGAAACGUUGUCAUGCUUCCGAAGUUUAAAACGAUAGUCACCGCAGUGUGCUUUUUCGGCCUUGUUCCUGGCGCGAUAUUCUUCUACGUCUUCCACUCGAACCAACAAAAGAAGUCGUUGGCCCUAAAGAGGGACCCUGUGGUUUCUAAGGCAUCCCCCAAUACAACGAGGGAGCAAAGUUUUAGGCUGAAAGGAGUCGAUGGUGCAUCUCCAAUAUCCGGAAGACCUUCUCGUGCGAGCAGAAAUGUGACGACAGUACAUCGCCUGGAUAAAAAUGAAGUCGAGUGCUUUCCAGAAGGUAGUGUCUCCGGAAGAAAGAAGUCUACAUGCGUCUGCAAGAAGGGAUGGCAUGGGCGAGAGUGCUCCAUACCCGACGCCGUUUGGUUUACCGAAGACUUUGGGAGAUGGUAUUCCGAAGGUCUUAUUCGACGGCGCUCGAGACCACGCAAGGUAAUCAAUGGCUUGGUCUUCAACCACGAAUUGGACUUGCUGGAAAUUCGCAUCAAAGAGCUCGGCGACGCUGUCGAUUAUUAUCUCGUCGUCGAAUCUACUUACACGUACUUCGGCUCAGAAAAGCCCCUGUACCUCAGAAACAACCUCAGUGCCGGAUUUCUGCGCGAGCAUACGCACAAGAUUGUUCCGAUAGCUGUGGACUUCUACAACUAUGCCGAAGGCGAUCCGUGGGGUCCCGAAAACUACUGCCGCACGUCCGUUUGGUACGAAGGCCAUCGUCGGCUAAAGAACAUUCGGGAUGACGACCUCUUCAUCAUGUCCGAUGCCGACGAGAUUCCUAGCCGAGACGUGGUGUUAUUCUUGAAACAUCACGACGGUUUCGGUGAGCCAAUAAAGCUGCGCCUCCGAUGGUUUACGUAUGGCUUCUAUUGGGAGAACAGCGAUCCUGUUGAUGUGAGUGGUGUGUGCACGGUAUCCUACAUUCGGCAUGUCUAUGAAAACGACUCGCUGCGUCUCCGCUCGAUGAGAACAUUUAGACAGAACAACAUGCCAAACACGGGAACGUUUAGUGAGAUGUGGACUAUAGAGGGAAUUCAGCCGCGCUACGCUGGAUGGCAUUGUUCAUGGUGUUUUGACGUGGAAGGCAUUCAGAUGAAGCUGGCAGCGGCGCAGCGGGACGACGGAGUGCGGUGGGGAGACAUCGCCGAAAAAUCCGACACCAGCUACAUCAUCUCACUCAGGAAGAAAGGCCUGUUCUUCGACGAACGCUCGAAACUUACACCAUGCGACCCCAACGAAACGGCUCCCGCCUACGUCCGAGAAAACGCUGCAAAAUUUAUGUGUCUGAUGCGACCGUAGAACCCUAAUGCCCUCUCAUAGUCAUUGUCACACUACGCAAACACAGACAUCUCGUGGAAUCACUUCGUGAUGCAACAGGCAAAUCAGUUAGUGGCGUCAAUAUCUUCAAGGAUGUGGAACACGUUAAAGGUAUGAAUUACACAACGCGACCUGCUGUGUUUACAAAUCAUAUGGUGCGGCUUCUUUUUUUAUAUAUGGUUUUCCCUUUCUGUACAUACCUGCUGAUUUCGCUAAGAAAUCCCAAAAGCUGUAUGCUGCAAGUACAAAGCGAACUCUGCCCCGGUGAUCUGGCGCCGCGUUUUGAAGGAGCUCUGUGUUUCCGUGCUAUCUAAUAAGGCGAAAGCCUUAGAUGCCUCAUCAAACGCGCAAAUUUAUCGCCGGCGGUGUCAACAAGAGGGAUGCAAGAAGCCAUCACGUGAUAACGUCACUACGUGAAGUCAUCUUGGCGUCACAGUUGGCCGAAAUAGUGACGUCAUUAUCGCGUAAUGAGGAUGUCACAUAAUCUGUCGUCACGUGUUUACGUCAUCGCGCGGCAUCGUCGCUUGGUCAAAGGUGGCACGACCACGGAGGCAGUAGAAAAGCAGGUGAUGUGCUGAAAGCUUGCAAUGCCUUCGAUCUUGGAGGCAGUGUAAAAUCUCGUUAAGAGCAGAAAGUUUUCGGAAGGGGGCGAGAUCAAAAUAUGGACUAAAAGAAAAGAAGUCUUUCGCCUUCGAGUCGUCUUAGGCGGAUGCAUAAGUGACCCUGUGAGUUUUUUUUUCUUAUCACCCGUCGCUCUUAGAAGCUAAUGCUAGUGUCAACGAAGACGCAGAUAGCGCGGCUAUUUGGGCGUGUCGGUAAGACGUGACAAAUGAUGAUUAAGCGCACUACGAGACGAGAACAGCGAAGAACACGUGAGACACAACGGCUCUUACUUGCAAUACUUUAUUGAGAAUCCCAGAGCCGAAUAUAUAAGCAAACUCGUGACCAUAUAUCACGCAUGCGCAAAGAGCAAAACAAAAAAAAUAAACAAACAAAACAAUGAAUGACGACCCAGGCAACGUAAUUAUUUUGAAAAUAAAAUAUUCGUCUACUCUGACACGCACUUAUCACCGAAAGUAUCAAUCCUUUUGGUCUCGAUUAUUUCGCGCGUGAAUUGGCUACUGCUUCUUGUAACAAUCGUUCAUUUCUUACACAUUGGUACAUCGAUGUUUUACAGACAUCUGUAUGUAAGACAGGCCAUAUGUUUGCUAUGCGACAUUACGGACACGGGUACAAUAAAUACUCUUUUGCUGUAGGAGGCGAACAUUUGUUAUGAUGCGAAAGAGGUAAAAUGUCAGGACAAUGGUCAACUACACGGGAAAAGCCCGACAAUGGAAAUAAAAGCAAAAGUGACGUGCUCUUGAAGUGUGUAUUUUGCGCCAUGAGUCACUAGUCUCUUGGAUUUCUCCGUUCUGCUUGCUUCACAUUCGCCGAACGGUAAUUGAUGCAGCAGUCGUAUAAGCUGCUUAACGACCGUCGCAGGGUUACGGUACAUCGCGCAGGCUCCCUUGCGCGCUUAGAGUUAAGCGAGCCCGCAGCCAAUCAAAUGGCAGCGUCGACUGAGAACUCCAAUUCGUCGCUAAAGACACAAUAUCUGUACUGA
Messenger RNA from Rhipicephalus sanguineus (brown dog tick), 3055 nucleotides. Its product is annotated as beta-1,4-mannosyl-glycoprotein 4-beta-N-acetylglucosaminyltransferase. Bases 136 to 1434 code for a protein of 432 amino acids. Gene Ontology annotation, molecular function: beta-1,4-mannosylglycoprotein 4-beta-N-acetylglucosaminyltransferase activity. Lineage: Eukaryota; Metazoa; Arthropoda; Arachnida; Ixodida; Ixodidae. The record is from RefSeq and is a predicted model, not a curated record. Gene Ontology annotation, biological process: protein N-linked glycosylation; N-acetylglucosamine metabolic process. The transcript is spliced from 3 exons. Gene Ontology annotation, cellular component: membrane.